Molecule: messenger RNA, 476 nt
Organism: Staurois parvus
Lineage: Eukaryota; Metazoa; Chordata; Amphibia; Anura; Ranidae
Source: the annotation of a GenBank genome assembly
AUGGGCCCCUAUACCGCCUCCUCAUGCUGCUGCCAGGCCCCUAAUCUGCCAUGGGCCCCUAUACCGCCUCCUCAUGCUGCUGCCAGGCCCCUAAUCUGCCAUGGGCCCCUAUACCGCCUCCUCAUGCUGCUGCCAAGUCCAGAGUCUCUCAUGGGUCCCUGUACGGCCUCCCAUUGCUGCUGUCUCCAUCGCCACACUCUGCCAUGUGCCACUUUCAGGUCUCCUCACACUGCUGGUGUGUUCCAUUUUUUGUCAUAGGGUGCUGGCAGAUUACGGGCCUCCCAUAGCUGCUGCCAGGCCCCUAAUCUGCCAUGGGCCCCUAUACCGCCUCCUCAUGCUGCUGCCAAGUCCAGAGUCUCAUGGGUCCCUGUACGCCUCCCAUUGCUGCUGUCUCCAUCGCCACACUGCUGCCAUGUGCCACUUUCAGGUCUCCUCACACUGCUGGUGUGUUUUCCAUUUUUUGUCAUAGGGUGCUG